CUUGGGAAAACGGCGGCUUGUUCAUUGUUCUUUCUUUCGUUCAUUAUCCACAAUACCCAUUUUUCAUUUUGGCGCUUCCACGAUCGUCACGACCAGGUCAUCCGACGCGCUCUAGCACACUUGUGGGGAAAUCGGCGAAACGGUCAUCAAACAACACAUCCAUCAGGAAAGGUCGAGAAAAAAAAAUAUCUAUCGGCCGGACAGCCACAGAUAGACACUGCCCCCACUCCCUAUCCGUGUUCUAUCAUUUCUUCGGCGGGACAAGUCCCCUACGCGACGGCCUGCGGGACACGAUCACGCAACAACACGAGCGGCCGAGAGGGACUGGAUUCCCUCGACACGGUCCAGGAAAGAAGAUUAGGAAACACGAGUGAAACUUGGGAACCGCGAGUGGAGGAUCAAAGUCUUUCCCAUACACGCCCAGAGACGGGCAUCCUUGGCAAACUCCUUGGAAAGGAGGACAGAUUCCGACAACGACGACGACGACGGGUAGUGCGCGAACGCGAUUGUUCAUUGCAUCUUGCGACGACAAAUCAAUACCUUUCCCCGCGAAGGCAUUGACGGCGCCCCACCGUCCCACAUAAGCCGCCUCUGCGAUCAGCAGUGUCCUUUGGAUAGAGCAGAGUCAGCUGGCGAAAGGGAUAGGAGAUAAAAAAGGUUUCGGCGGAAUACAAGGUGAGUGCAGAUGGUUCUGGAAGCGGGUGGCUCGGUUUCUUGAUAAGGGCCGGUUGUGAAGACUACCAUCUCGAUCUCCUUCUUCGUAUGCUUUCGCAUCUCGCCCGCGUUGAAGCUUGAGUUUGUCGGGGUGGGCGAGGUGGGCUACUAUCCCCACGGCCCCCCAUGGGUUGCACUGCCCUGGCAAGGACCGCCCGUCCUUGCCACAGGAUCUACGAGAAGGGAUAUUCUACGAUCUCUACGAGGGGUUCCAGACCUCUGCUUCUGGGAUAUCUGUGUGGUGGCUGUCGCUGCGUCCUGUAUGCCCACAUGGCUGUGCGAAUGAACCUGAAGGGUCGCUGGUGUGUGUCGGUCGGUGUACUCAACAUGUCCAUUUCCCGCGUGAUUUAUUCCGUCCUGUCCCUUGUCCCUGCACUGUUCCAUGCGCUUCAUGUGGUAGAUGGCGCUGACUAUAUAAUCAAAGAGUCAUUCAACAAGACGCGACGCUCAUAUAGCAGAUGGUAUACGCAGACCCAAAGACACAGUCACCGCUUCCUUCCCCCACGCCAAAAGAGACCUCCGCUUGGCGUAAAGCACACUCUGCACCCACCCAUAUCGAAGACAUCACCGUCAACAUGGCCAGCAGUCCCCUCCCUACCAUGCCUCGCCGGGCAUCCUCCUCCAACUCUUCCACGCCUAGGAAGGGUCUCCCCAGCCUGUCCCGACAGUCGAGUGCCAACAGCUCACCCUCAAAGCCCUUGGAAGGCAUUCCUCGGAGGGCGUCUUACAACUCGCCACGGCCCUCUAUAUCGGGGUUGCCUUCAGAGAGUGGUUCCUUGGGCCUCAAGCUGCACGGCAGUCCGACACCGGGCAGGACGAGCCCGCCCAAGAGCAAUGGCGAGUCGUCGGUCCCCACCAUCAGCUUUGAUCCCAACUUUACUCCUUCACCACGCUCUUCUCCAGCCCGCAGCCCUCUGUCCCCUCCCGCUGCGUCGUCUCGGCCCAUGGCUAGGCGAAACUCGUCUGGGCACGUUCGGGGCUCUGCAUCCGCAUCCAUUCCCUUUCCUUCCUCUGCCUCAACUUCAGAGCUCCCGGCACCUCCAAUAGCAUCCCCAUCCUGGCGCCCGAGUACAAUCCGCAAAAAGUCGGGCGAGCUCGUCAAGCCGUCGCUCAAACUCCGGUCAAUGUCUACACCCGACCUCACGCGGCAGGCCGAACCGGAAAGCCCUAGCCCUCAUGCAUUCGGGGAAGAGCGCUCGAAGAGUGUCAGGUUUGCCGACUCGAGCGAGGGAGAUUCGAGCGCUUUGGAGAAUGUCGUGUUGUUCUUGAGGGAACAAAAGGUGACUGCCGUCGGAAAGGCCAUCGACCCCGACGCGCACAUGACAGAGACCGAGACGGAGGGGGAGACGGAUGCUUCGGAUUUUGUCCAGUUCCGCACGCGCAAAAAUGCGGCUGCCAAGGCAGCCGACGAGGCCAACCAGAUCCAGCUCGAUGGGGCGAGUCGAAUACCGCGAAAGAGGACGGAUUUCUCGCCGGAUGCUAGAGGCAGUCUGACGGGUGAAAAUGUCAUCUUGGAGAGAAUCGAACUGCAGACUGCGAAUGGACUGUCGUUGAGAGGAUCAGUCAUUGUGAGAAACUUGGCUUUUUCCAAGUGGGUCGCUGUGAGGUUCACUAUGGAUCAUUGGCAGACCGUGUCAGAAGUGUCUGGAACACAUGUCUGUCAUAUCCCUUCAGGAACUACGGGCGACGAAGGCUGGGACAGGUUCAGUUUUGCCAUUCGUCUGGAAGACUACAAGCGCAAGAUUGACGAGCGUCAGCUUAUCAUGUGUGUGCACUAUUCCGUCGAGGGCAAAGACUGGUGGGACUCGAACAAUGGCAUCAACUACAACUUUACGUUCAAGAAGUCUGCUUCCAGACGUGCAAGCCGUACGUCUGGUCCAGCCGCUUUGGGCGGUAGCUUUAUGCGGCUCAACGAGCCUUCCACCUCUCUUCCGGGUCUUCGCAAGAACACCGCUACGCAGCCCUCCCUUGGCAUCAAAAAAGUGUUUGGGAGCAGGCCUCCUUCUGGCCCCAACGACUGGGUCUUCCCCAAGUUGUCACAGCGUGUGCAAGAACCCUCGACUCGCCCCGACUCUCCCCUCCAAAGCCCUCCUCCGAAAGCAUACAAAGCCCCCGCUCCGCCUACCGUCCACACCCACCUCUCGCUCUCCAAAUACUGCGCCCCUUCCCCACCUCUCUCGCCCCCGACUGAGACGUUCCCAUCACACUCGGCAGUGGUACAAGAGGUUUCUAGGCGUGGAAGUAUGGGAGUCAUGGGUGGUGGGUAUGCCACGUUGGAGCCUCCUGUGCAUGAGAGAAGGAGUAGUUGGAAUGGGCAGGAGAGUAGCAAAACGUAUGAGGAGCCGCGCGAGAGCGCGAAUAAGGCGCUGGCGGCCAUGCAAUCGCCCGCUGUUGAGAUGCAAACGGAGUCGCCAGCGUCCCCCCACAAACCCUUGUCGGCCAAGCGGUCGGUGGGCGACCUUCGCUCGCUUGUACAAGAAGCAGAAAGCGAUAACGGCCUUAUGACGCCGCCUUCGUCCAACCUGUCUUCCCCGCCUACGCCGAGGUCGGACUUGCCGCCAGAGCUCACCUCUUCUUCAACGGGAGAUUCGUCGUCGAUGAAUACCUCGACCGAAUCUACACCGGACGUGGCAAGCAUGGCCAUCGAUAUUGGGCCUGAAGCGGAGCCAAGUCAUCCCAAGGAUCACAAGGUGUUCUCUACGGGCAGCUACCAGGAAUUCCUUGAUAAAUUCUGCUUCUUCCAGUCCCCGCGCGCCACACCCAGUGAACUCGCUCCCAGCAACCGUCCCUCUUACAUUCCCCUCAGCGGAAAUCAAUCUCCCAACGGUUUCCCCUUCUUCCACCCGAACGCCUCUCAAUCGCCGCGUACCACCCCCACGCCCACAGCGCACUACGCUACGGCUCAGGAGGCGUUCGGCUUUAGGCCUGUGUCCCAGGAUUCGACGCCGACCAAGCGCGAUGAUCUCAGCCCCAUGGCCCAUCCCCAGCCGGUGGACGCUACAUUGCUCACUGGCUACCAUGCCAACCCUGCUGAUACUAUGGCUUGGGCGCAGAUAUACGGCAACAAUACGUCGCCUUCUUUGGCUGCUGCCAUCUAGAGCUCAGCCUCUUUCCUUAUUAUCCCUGGACCCCUGAUUUACGGGUGUCUUUGUCUUAUAAUUUUGUGUUUUCAUGUUGACCUGUAACAUCAUUCUUCUCCUUUCCUUGCAUGUUCUCUUUCUUUCAACACUGCAUCGCUUUACCACCCGGAUUUCUCGUAUAGCCUCGAGCUUUAUCUGCUCAAACAUUGCUCGAUUUAUCCAUCACAGUCUGGAACAUGCUAUUUAUGUAGCUAACAUUUUCCUCAUACUCCUUUUACCUGUUCUUGUAAAUACAUGAUAAUUCUCUAGAUGGUUUUCUCAAUUUCAUAUCUAUGUUUCGAUAUCAAAGUAUCAUCGGAUUAGACUCCAAAGUUGGAAUGCAUCAUUUCCCGUC
Messenger RNA from Cryptococcus amylolentus CBS 6039, 4188 nucleotides. RefSeq lists its product as hypothetical. Gene Ontology annotation, molecular function: glycogen binding; protein phosphatase 1 binding. Gene Ontology annotation, cellular component: protein phosphatase type 1 complex. Gene Ontology annotation, biological process: regulation of glycogen biosynthetic process. NCBI's taxonomy places the organism in Eukaryota, Fungi, Basidiomycota, Tremellomycetes, Tremellales, Cryptococcaceae. The coding region runs from base 1173 to 3812 and encodes 879 amino acids. The transcript is spliced from 4 exons. The record is from RefSeq and is a predicted model, not a curated record.